ACAAACAGAAGAAGAAGAGAAAGAGCUUGCAGAGAAAGCAAAAAAGAAGAAGAAGCAAAGAAAGAGAAACACAAAAGAUUCAGGUUAAUUUCUAGUUUCGCAUCUCUGAACUUAUCUGCUCAUAUGAUCGAUAACGAUGGUGGAACUAAUGACUUCCCAGGAAAAUCAAACCGUGGAAACCCCGAAAAUCGAAACCGAGAACCCGCCAAAGCCUCAAGUGCCAUCAUCAUCAUGCAGGAAGAGGGUGAACGAUGAUAAUGCCACUUUCUUUGAGAACCUGAAGGAUCACAUGGGUGAAUUCUUCAAUGCCUCAAUGGAGGAACACAAGACUUGUUUCAAAAACACCAUGGACAAGAUAUUCGGGAAGAGUGAUGCAGUUGCAGAGAAGCAAGCUGUGGCUAAGGAAGCGGUCGAGAUUCACGCUCCUCUACAGGCAGCAGCAGUGACUAAGUAGACAGAGAGAGAUUCACAGCUAGGGAGCUCAGAAGGAUUUAUCGAGUGUGUUAUCUUUUUUCUUGUUUAACUCUAGAAAAAGUUUUUUAACUUUAUAUGGUCUCUGCAAAAAGUACUCGUCUAAGUAUUGUGGGGUGUUAAUAUGCUCUUAGAACCAGCUUCUAUCUCUUUUUCAAUCCAUUCUAAAUCAUAUAUAACCUGUUUCUAUUAA
Molecule: messenger RNA, 664 nt
Organism: Capsella rubella
Lineage: Eukaryota; Viridiplantae; Streptophyta; Magnoliopsida; Brassicales; Brassicaceae
Exons: 3
Coding region: 137-454 (105 amino acids)
Source: RefSeq, a predicted model, not a curated record